Messenger RNA from Lampris incognitus (smalleye Pacific opah), 2824 nucleotides. RefSeq lists its product as uncharacterized. The transcript has 2 exons. The record is from RefSeq and is a predicted model, not a curated record. NCBI's taxonomy places the organism in Eukaryota, Metazoa, Chordata, Actinopteri, Lampriformes, Lampridae. The coding region runs from base 150 to 989 and encodes 279 amino acids.
UUGAACCUGAUGAGCAACAAAAUGCGAAUCCAACCAUUUCGCAUUUUGUCGCUCAUCAGGUUUAAUCAAUACAAUGACGUGAACUGUAUGGUAGGCAGCCUGUAUUUCUGACUAAACUAUGCUGGUUUGAUGACAAAGGAGGGUAAACAAUGAGGAAUCUGAGAUGUUUGCAACUAGCAAUGAUCUCAUUGCUGCUAAGUCUGACUAAAGCGCACACUGAGCAUCUCCAAGCUGAGAACCUCCAUCUUCUGCUACCAGAGGAGCACAAGUUAGUCCUCAACCUUGGAAUGGAAGUGCUGCCCAGAGACUGCCAUGAAAUGCUGAUGACUUCUGCUGGUAAGGCCAGAGACGGGGUGUACCAGAUCCGGCCAGGUGAUUCCCCAAUCUUGGCCUACUGUGCCAUGCAGGAGGGUGGCUGGACCGUGGUGCAACACAUCACUGUCAAUAGUAGUGUGGAUUUUGAUCGAACCUGGAAUGAGUUUAAGCAAGGAUUUGGGUCCCUCACUGGAGAUCACUGGCUGGGGAAUGAAUACCUCCACCAGCUUACCAUGGGCCCCGGACACUAUAAGCUAGGUGUGAAACUGGUGGACAAAGACGCCGUCACCAAGAUGGGCGAAUAUGACCCAUUCUUGGUGGAGGAUGAGGGAUCAGCCUACAGACUGAGACUUGGACUCUUCCAAGGUACAGCCGUAGAUGCCCUCACUCAGGACACGGAGAAUUAUCUGCAUGACAACCAAAAAUUUACCACCAAGGACCGCGACAAUGACAACUACUUCCAAAACUGUGCCAAACUGGAGUUCCAGGGGGUGGCAGGAGGUGGCUGGUGGUAUGAUGCCUGUGCCGGUGCCAACCUCAACCGCAGGAAUGUCAUCUACUGGCAAAAAGACUGUAACAAGGAGCACCUGUGCAAGUAUGCCUGGAUGAUGGUGAGGCCCUCCGAGACAGUUAAACUGAUCCACACCGGUGAGUGCAAGAAGGAUGAGCUAUGAGGACAGUGUAUGAGGAGGAAUUUGCAACGCUGCACAAAGGACUGAUGUCGGGUUUACAGCGUUCAUGCUCAACAUUCACCUCAGCACAUUUUAUUCAGAAAUGCAUGGUCAUGAUCACAAAAUACAAUAAAGAAAACAAGAAUCAUCUGACUCAUCACAAACUUUUUCAAAAUAUAAAAAUGCAGUACUGUAACGUCUUUUCUGGUUCUUUUUUCACCUUAGAUCAUAUCACUACAUAUACAGUGAAUCACCUCUCUCAUUCCCCAACAAGUGCAGAUAUCUGUUAUCACAGUUACAAAAAAAGGGUUUCACAACAUCAUAGCUUAUUACACAUGUAAGAUGUCUUUUGCAGAUUCACUCCCAUUCAAUUCUCAUCAAAGUUUGAAGUAAACAAAGAUGACAGAAACAACAAACAGCAUCUAACAAACAGCAUCUUUGCUACAGUAGGUUACAGAUUAGUAAGAAAUACACAUGAAUAUGAUGAGAUAUUGAUUCAGCCAAACCAGGGAACAUAAAUAUUGCAUUGCAAUGCUUACAGAAAAAAAAAUAUAUAUCCUGAGGAUGAAGAGAACUAAACUGAUACAGUAGAACGAGUGCCCAUAUACCAUUCUCUUUCAUUCACCAUGAAUGUAAACAUUCCUAAAUUUAUGGUGAAAUUACUGAGAUUAUGAUAGGACAAUUUAAGAUUGUAUUUGAACCAGAUCGAUCUGAAGGCAGAGGGAUUUAUUAUUGUCCAGAAUAUUACGUAUGGAAUCAAUCCCUUGCUUGAAUUAUUUUUGGUUUCCGGCUGUGUUUGGCUCAGCAACGGCAAAGUAUUUGGUGAUUUUUUUUGGGGGGGGGGGUUCCCCCCCACUUUUCUCCCCAGCUGUAUUUGGCCAAUUACCCCACUCUUCUCAGCCUUCCCGGUCGCUGCUCCACCCUCUCUGCUGAUUCGGGGGGGGGGGGGCUGCAGACUACCACAUGCUUCCUCCAAUACACGUGGAGUCGCCAGCCACUUCUUUUCACCUGACAGUGAGGAGUUUCACCAGGGGGACGUAGUGCGUGGGAGGAUCACACUAUUCCCCCCAGUUCCCCCUCUCCUCUGAACAGGCACCCUGAGUGACCAGAGGAGGCGGUAGUGCAGCAACCAGGACACAUACCCACAUCAGGCUUCCCACCCACAGACACGGCCAAUUGUGUCUGUAGGGACGCCUGACCAAGCCAGAGGUAACAUGGCGAUUUGAACCGGCAAUCCCUGUGUUAGUAAGCAAUGGAAUAGACCGCCUGGCCACCCGGACGCCCAUCCAUCCAUCCAUUAUCCAAACCACUUAUCUUGUUCUCAGGGUUGCGGGGAUACUGGAGCCUAUCCCAGCAGUCAUUGGGCGGCAGGCGGGGAGACACUCUGGACAGGCCGCCAGGCAAUCACAGGGCACCUGGACGCCCCAUUUGGUGAAAACUUGAUGUGAAUGAGGCUGAGCAUGGUGUCUGAUCUUUUUUUUUUGUAUCUAAUAAAUGUGAAUGGCACAUGUGAAAAGGCUUGGAUUAUUAUCAGAGUUACAAUCUUUACAUAGCAAGCAGACUCUGACAACGAGACAACAUUUAUAUAGCCCUUUUAACAAAAAAUAGCAAUACCAAAAUGUGCAUCUUCAAUACAAACACGAUACCUACAGUUUGAGAUAAUCUGUUACUGUAUUACAUCUCGUGUGUAAGAGCAUCAGGUUUUGGGGAAGAAACGUUGAUGUUAUAAUGUUGAACCAAUGUACACUGACAAUGUUUAUAUUCAUAAAAGUUCAGAAUGAUUUCCCAUUUUUUUCCAUUUAAGUGUAAUAAGUGUACAGAAUUUCGAUUUCUAUGGA